UAUAUAAGAAUGUGAAAUACCUCUACAACCUGAACAACACAUACACCAUAUAUACUCUCCUCCAAAUCUAUCCAAUGGCUAGUGCUAUCAAAGUCUCAAAAUCCAUUCCAAGAUUGGAAGGUAAGGUUGCCCUUAUAACCGGCGGAUCUCGAGGAAUUGGUGAGUCAAUUGCAAGAUUGUUCACAAAACAUGGAGCCAAAGUGAUAAUUGCAGACAUCUUGGACGAUUUGGGCCAAACCGUUUGCCAAAACAUCGGUCUUGAUCUAGCUGCUUUCAUACACUGUGAUGUGUGCAUAGAGUCAGAUAUGGAAAGAGCCGUUAACUUCACUAUUGAAAAGUAUGGUAAAUUAGACAUUAUGAUAAAUAAUGCUGCUAUUGCAGGUGACUUAAAAUUUAGUAUCCUUGAAAAUGAUGUAUCUGAUUUUGAAAGAGUGUUAAGUGUCAAUGUAACCGGUGUUUUCUUGGGAACCAAACACGCUGCUCGUGUCAUGAUCCCUAAUCGUGGCGGAAGUAUUAUUUCAAUUGGAAGUAUUGCUUCAAGUAUAGGUGGAAACACUUCCCAUGCCUAUACAAGUUCCAAACAUGCUGUAGUUGGACUCACAAAAAACGUUGCAGCUGAGCUUGGCGAAUUUGGGAUUCGUGUUAAUUGUGUUUCUCCUCAUUUUAUUCUAACACCCGCGACUAAACCAAUUGUGGAGCAAUAUCCACACUUGUAUACCAAUGUUUAUUCCAACCUUAAAGGACUGGAUCUUCAGGAACAAGAUGUGGCCGAGGCGACUCUUUUUUUUGCUAGCGACGAGUCCAAGUAUAUAAGUGGUCAUAAUCUAGCAAUUGAUGGAGGCUUUACGGCAAUCAAUCCAUCUUUUGGCUUGUUUUCAAGACUUAAGGCUAACUAGCUAUGGAAGGGCGAACCACGGUUAUUGCUAGAGUGUGCGAAUAUUAAAUAAUUAGAACAACUAUAUACGUAUUAUCUAGUAGUUCAAUUCGUAGCUUCCAAAAGUCUAAAUAUGUUUGUAAUGAUUUCAAUAUUUCGAUUCAAAUCCAGUAUUUCUAAGUAUGUUUAAUGGCAA
Molecule: messenger RNA, 1070 nt
Organism: Erigeron canadensis
Lineage: Eukaryota; Viridiplantae; Streptophyta; Magnoliopsida; Asterales; Asteraceae
Product: zerumbone synthase-like
Exons: 2
Coding region: 75-896 (273 amino acids)
Molecular function (GO): oxidoreductase activity
Source: RefSeq, a predicted model, not a curated record